Pezoporus flaviventris is the source of this 1587-nucleotide messenger RNA. Its product is annotated as G patch domain-containing protein 4. The record is from RefSeq and is a predicted model, not a curated record. Gene Ontology annotation, biological process: regulation of ribosome biogenesis. Bases 42 to 1322 code for a protein of 426 amino acids. Gene Ontology annotation, cellular component: nucleolus. Gene Ontology annotation, molecular function: nucleic acid binding. NCBI's taxonomy places the organism in Eukaryota, Metazoa, Chordata, Aves, Psittaciformes, Psittacidae. The transcript has 7 exons.
UUUCCGAUCCCGAUCCCGAUCCCGGUGCCGGUGCCGCCGCCAUGAGCGCUCCGGGGCCGCCGGGCCGCGGGUUGGUGUUCGCGGAGCGCCAGCUCCGGCGGCACGGCUGGAGGCGAGGGCAGGGGCUGGGCCGGCAGGAGCACGGCAUUGCCGAGCCCAUCCGGGUGAAGGUGAAGUGCGGCACAGCCGGGGUGGGACACGACGCAUCCGAGCCCUUCUCCUUCCACUGGUGGGACCACGUCUUCAACCAGGCGGCCGCCAACAUCGCGGUGGAGGCCGGGCAGGACGGCAUCUCCCUGAAGGCGCUUUCCAAGCAGGGAGUCAGGAUCAGCAAUAGGAAGCCCCACAAGGCCAGCGGCACCCCCAGCUUGUUGUACGGCCGCUUCGUGAAGUCGGCCACGCUCACAGCGCACGGCGAGGAGCCCGCAGGCUCCGCGAGCAGCGAGGAGGAGGAGGAGGAGGAGGAAGAGCUGGACCUGUCCUCAGCCAGGAGGCUGACGGAUGAGGAGCUGAUGCGGGUGUGCGGGGGGCGCACAGCACACAAGGGUGCCCGGCACGGCCUGACGAUGAGCGCCAAGCUGGCGCGCCUGGAGGAGCAGGAACGAGCCUUCCUGGCCACGCUCGGACACGAGGAGCCCCCCGAGAGGCAGGGAAAGAAGAGGCAAAGGGAAGAGUGCAGGGAUGGAGCCAGUGCCAAGGCGCUGCAGAGGCAGGGGCCGAGCGAGGAGGAGGAGGGAGACGAAGGAAAGGCUGCAAAGAGGAAGAAGAAGAAGCACCAGGAGCCAAACGGAGAAGAGGAGGUGGCGGGAGAGGAAGGGAAGGCUGCAAGGAGGAAGAAGAAGCAGCAGCAGCAGGAGGACAAAGAAGAGCCAAUUGUGAUGGAGAAAAGGAAGAAGCAGGAGAACAAGGAAGAGCCAAUUGUGAUGGAGAAGAAGAAAAGGAAGAGGCAGGAGAAGGAGAACGAAGAAGAAUCAGUUGUGAUGCAGAAGAAGAAGCAGAAGGAGAACAAGGAAGAGCCAGUUGUGGUGGAGAAGAAGAAAAGGAAGAAGCAGGAGAAGGAGAAUGAAGAAGAAUCAAUUGUGAUGGAGAAGAAGCAGCAGAAGGAGAACAAGGAAAAGCCAAUUGUGAUGGAGAAGAAGAAAAGGAAGAAGGAGAACGAAGAAGAACCAGUUGUGAUGGGGAAGAAGAAGCGGCAGCAGCAGCAGGACAAAGAAGAGCCAGCUGAGGCAGAGAUGCCUCUGGAAGACACAGAUGGGCCAGACCAGGCCAGCCACAGCCCCAGGAAGAAGAAGAAGAGGAGGAGGAAGAAGGACCCGGAGUGAACAAGGGCCCCAUGGCUGGUUCCAUCUGGCUGCAAGGGUCCCAAUUCCUGUCCUUGGUGCCCAAGGAUGCUCUGGGCUCUUUGCGGCCUGGCCAAGCGUUCAUCCCUGCCUGGGGAUGCUGGGCUGGGACUGCCUGGUUUGGAGCUGGAUUGAGCUUGACUUCCAUCAGGGAGCACCCCACUUCCAAGCAGGGACCCCUUUGCCGUGGGGCUGUCCCCGAGGGACGCAAGGGGACAGACCCCAGAGAGCACCGAAACGUUCCGUC